Molecule: messenger RNA, 1051 nt
Organism: Scaptodrosophila lebanonensis
Lineage: Eukaryota; Metazoa; Arthropoda; Insecta; Diptera; Drosophilidae
Exons: 2
Coding region: 56-724 (222 amino acids)
Biological process (GO): actin cytoskeleton organization; muscle structure development
Cellular component (GO): Z disc; adherens junction; filamentous actin
Molecular function (GO): actin binding; muscle alpha-actinin binding
Source: RefSeq, a predicted model, not a curated record
GGGUUGCGCGCCACGUCAGUGCUUAGAAGUAGAAUUAACAAAUCGGAGCAGCAUCAUGUUUGACUCGAAAAUUAGGGUGCCCAAGUAUAACUCGGAUGCAUUCGAUAAUGUCGAGUAUGAGCUGCAGAUGACCUAUACUCUCGAAACGGAUCGCCGCAUCAUGAGCUUCUUCGAUGCCAUGUGGGGAAUUGAAGUGUCCGGGGGCAGUGACCAAUUCGAGCCACUGACCAUCAUAAAUGUUUCGCCCACGGGGCUGGCUAAGAGAGCGGGCAUGCGUAUUGGGGAUGAGAUCACGCAAAUCAACGAUGUUCCGGCCCUGGAAAUGACCUUUAACGAGGCACUACAACUGUUCCGGAAGUCAUCCCGUUAUGUUCGCGUCUAUGUUCGCGGAGAUGAUGAUACUCCUGGCGAAGAGGAUUGGACGUGCGAUUGCUGGUUUAAGCCGCGCAAGCCCUGGCGACGUGACUUUACACCCAUACAGUGGACUUUCCCAUGGAAUGAUCGUCGCAAGCCAGUGUACAAGGAGUCGAACUGCUUCAUGGUUCCCAGCAAAAUGGAGGAGAAGAUACGUCAGCGUCGUGCCGCCACAUCAGCGGUCCACAAGAAGGAGGAGGCACCACCACACACCCGCUCACUCACGCCCACGCCCAGGCCCAAGAACCAGCCAGGUCCCAAUUUGCUCGAAAGUGUGCUACGGCCACGUGGUCCACCGCCUCGCGAGUAGUCGAUCCCUAAACCUAUACGGCACAGGUCUGUGCGAGAGCAUCACGUCCGAAUUCCCUUGCACUAGACGCAGAUUCUGCAGCAGCUGAUUGGCAUCAGGUGCAAGAGUAUCGCUACAGAAUGUAGGCAGUGGUAGCAUCUUGAUUUGGAUCCUGCAGUACAUAUCUGUUGACUAACAAGUUCUGCGUUAGCUGGAAAAUAGAUACGAGUACAAGCGCUACAGCAGCUGGCCCUGCAACCAUCUUUGCUGGUCAGCUGAGUGAGCGCGUUGCCACUCGAAAGCGGCAGUUACUUAUGUGCCAAGCAAGUAUUAAUGUAAAAAUGAACA